AUGGUGCCGGGCCGGGCUGUGCUGGUGCUGCUGGUGGUGCUGGUGCUGAGCCCCCCGCGAGUGUGCGGGGCUGGGCUGGAGCCGGGGCCGGGGCAGCCUCGGAGCGGGCAGUGGCUCUGGGGGGCGGCGGGGCGGGCGCUGCCCCUCUCCCGCGGGAAGAGGGACGAUGGCGGGCAGGACCCCGGUGCCACCACAGCCACACCGGGGCACAGCCACGCUGCCACCGCGCUGAUCAGCAGUGACCAGCCCGAGGGGGGCUCUGUGGCACCACCAGCACCCGGCACCAACGCCAGCCUGCUCCGAGUGCCAACCACAGCCGAUCCCGUGGAUGAGACCGAUUCCCCUGAUCCCGACCUGCUGCUGAGCUCUGCACCACCAGCACCCAGCACCAACGCCAGCCUGCUCCGGGUGCCAACCACAGCCGAUCCCGUGGACGAGACCGAUUCCCCUGAUCCUGACCUGCUGCUGAGCUCUGCGCCAUCACCAGCAGUGCCCAGCACCGAAGCCAGCCUGCUCCGGGCACUCACAGUGUCAACCACAGCUGAUCCCAUGGAUGAGACCGACUCCCCCGAUCCCGAUCUGCUGCUGAGCUCUGCAUCGAUGUCUCCCAGCACCACUGCCAGCCUGAACCGGGCACUCACAGUGCCAGCCACAGCCGAUCUCGGGGAUGAGACUGAUUCCCCUGAUCCCGACCUGCUGCUGGAGCCCGGCACAUCGGCAGCUCCCCAAAGGAGCAUCAGCACCACCCCCAGCUGGUUCACGCCGCCUGGCAAGGAGGGGACAGUGUCUGGUGGCACGGACAGCACGUCCUCCACAGGGCCACCCUCAACAGCCCCCUCAGCCCUCGGCCCCACCACUACGGGGUACAGGAAAGUCAAGAAAGCCGGAGCUCCCCCUGCACCCACCCGUUCGGCCCCUGGGGACACGACACCGACGGCCACCGCGGUGCCCUGGGACCCCAGUGGGGUGAUGGGCAAGUGCCUCCUGGCCAUCCUACUGCUGGGGCUGGUGGCCGCCACCUUCCUGGUGAGCACGGGGGUGCUGGGGGCGCUGCUGUGGCGGCGGGCGAGGACGGGGCACCGCCGGCUCAGCCGCACCGAGAUGGUUUGUAUCUCGUCCCUCCUGGCCGACGCCGAGGCGGCCGCGGAGCCCCGGCCUGUCCCCGCCCGGCGGCACAAGCGGCUGCACGACGGCAGCGCCGAGCCCGACGGGGACAACCUGACUCUCAGCAGCUUCCUGCCGGAGCACUCCUGA
This is a messenger RNA of Empidonax traillii (willow flycatcher), 1254 nucleotides long. RefSeq names its product selectin P ligand (gene SELPLG). The transcript has a single exon. Gene Ontology annotation, cellular component: plasma membrane. Lineage: Eukaryota; Metazoa; Chordata; Aves; Passeriformes; Tyrannidae. Gene Ontology annotation, biological process: leukocyte tethering or rolling; hemopoiesis. The coding region runs from base 1 to 1254 and encodes 417 amino acids. The record is from RefSeq and is a predicted model, not a curated record.